Molecule: messenger RNA, 481 nt
Organism: Brassica oleracea var. oleracea
Lineage: Eukaryota; Viridiplantae; Streptophyta; Magnoliopsida; Brassicales; Brassicaceae
Product: protein PSY1-like
Exons: 2
Coding region: 79-300 (73 amino acids)
Source: RefSeq, a predicted model, not a curated record
UGUAACAGAAAUUUUAUAAGAUUAAUUUCAUAACAAAAAAAACAAAAAAAGCUUCGAGUCUCUCUGACCAAAAGAGAGAUGAGUUUUGUUGUACGUCUUGCUGUGUUUCUUCUGUUGACGCUUACAGUUACAUCUUCAUCCCCUAGUUCCGUUUCUGUUCCAGUUGUUGGGAAGAUUGGAAUCGAAAGGAGGUCGUUGAUAGUCAACGUCAAGGAUUAUGAUGGUCCGUCUGCAAACCCAAAACACAAUCCAGGCACUCCUCCGGUUACUAUCAGCCAACGCAGCCCCGGCAGAGGGUGACCUACCACUUUAGUUAACCCACAAGGGAAGAAGAAAUGAAUCUCUCAGUUUUACAUGUUCAGUUUGUCCGAGAUGAAGAAAUGAAAAUUCUCUGUUUCUACACCUUUCUCCAAUAUGUAUAUUGAUAUCAAUAUGUGUCUUGUCAUUUCCACACAAUUUCUUAUAAAUAAAGUUUCUUGAA